Messenger RNA from Hydra vulgaris (swiftwater hydra), 1248 nucleotides. RefSeq lists its product as uncharacterized. Lineage: Eukaryota; Metazoa; Cnidaria; Hydrozoa; Anthoathecata; Hydridae. The record is from RefSeq and is a predicted model, not a curated record.
UAGGAAACAAAAAAAGUAGCGAUGAACAAAUGAAUGUUUAGAAGAACACAAAAGAUAAAGUGAAAAUAAAUCGCUUACCAGUUAUGGAAUACAUUAUUAAAAAAAGUUUUUUUUUCAAUUUAAUUUUAAACUUCUUUUUUUUUAUCAUUUUUAUUUCUUAUCGUGAAUGCAAAUUUUCAUCCUUGAUUAAAUCAAAUGAUGUUAAAGGAAAUGUCACUUUUAUAUCUAUGAGUAGAACCGCAGAAACUCGUCUAGUGUCCAAUGUUAUACUCCUUAACAUGAGUGCUUCACAUCAAUCGCAAUGUAUAAACAAAUGCUCUAAAACUGCAAACUGUACUUCAUAUAAUAUUUUUAAAGAUAGUCAAAAUGUGUUUCAAUGUCAAUUGUUAUCAGAAAACAAAUAUUUCAAUUCAAAUCAGCUCGAAAAAAUAGUUGGAUGGGCUCACGUAAGUUUACAGAGUAUUCCGUGUGAUAGAUCACCUUGCAAAAACAAUGGUACCUGCCAACCUGACUAUAGUCAAAACACCUUUUUUUGCAUUUGUUUGACAAAAUAUAUUGGAGAAUUUUGUGAAACAGAGCUGAACAAAAUAAUCUCAUUGCCAAUAAAAAAUAUGGGAUGUUGGAAAGACGAUUUAAAUAAAGCCAUGGUAACGCUUGAAGGAUCAUCAACAGUGUUAGAUGGUUCUUACCAAACUCGUAAAGAUGCUAUAAAAAUGUGUUAUCUGGCAGCAAGAGAAAAAGGAUUGGCAGGAUUUGCUCUUCAAGAUGGAGGCUUUUGUUCUGCUAGCAAUGAUAAUUCGCAUACAAAAUAUGGUUUAUCAAAUGCAUGUAAAGAUGAUGGAAAAGGAGGUGUAAUGUCUAAUCAAGUAUAUUUGAUUAAUGAAAAGCUGUUGUAUAAGUAUGUAGGCUGUUGGAUUGAUAAUGAUGUUAGAGCCUUAAUAGUUUUAGAUGGUUCAGCGCCAGAUCUUAACGAUGAAUAUAAAUAUCGUAUUGAUGCUAUAACAAAAUGUUACAAUCAAGCAACUAAACUCAGUUAUGAUGUUUUUUCUCUUCAAGACGGUGGGCAAUGCUUCGCUGGAUACGGCGUUUCUUACCAAAAGUAUGGAAUGGCAUAUAACUGUAAUCCAAAUGGUAAGGGUGGUAAGGGAUCUAACGCCGUUUAUACUAUUAUUUAUUAAUAACAUUUUAAACGAUAAAUUUGUAAGCCUUAAAUACCUAUUUUGUAAACAACACAUCCGUAAAGUAUAA